Strongylus vulgaris is the source of this 822-nucleotide messenger RNA. The record is from the annotation of a GenBank genome assembly. Lineage: Eukaryota; Metazoa; Nematoda; Chromadorea; Rhabditida; Strongylidae.
AUGGUGAACAGAAAACUCACUGUUUCAAGGACCAGGUCACUGUUGAGGGAAUGGUAUCUGAAGGAUCCAUAUCCGAAUCCAAGCAAAAAGAAAGAAUUAGCAAAUGCCACCGGUCUAACUGCUAUGCAAGUCGGAAACUGGUUCAAAAAUCGUCGCCAAAGGGAUCGUGCCGCUGCCGCAAAGAACAAACAAAAUAUAGUCGAUCAGGGUGUGGAAGAGAGAGAGAAGCGAAAACGUGCGGCCAGCUAUGAUUCGCUUCGAAAUUUGUUAUUGAAACAUUGUCAGCAGACGAAAUCAAAGCAUAGCCGUCUCAAGCAAAAUGUGAUUGGCGUCGAAUUGAAGAAGACAUGUGGCUCGGACGGUUCCGACAGCGAGGAUGAGAAUGAGUUUGAUGACAGUAUGACCGACUCGCCAUCGCCCAUCGAUGAGCCGAAAGACCUUUCCCUACGGCCGUCCUUUACGACCGAUCGUCUUCUGGAGCCACCUUCAUUCCCCAUGAAUCCAGCUCUAUUCCUCUUUAACCCGGCGUUCCUACAAAUGCAGCAGCAGUUAGCGGCUGCACAAUUCCCCAGUUUACCUCUACCGGUGAGCCGUUCCUCCUCACCUCCACAUCCACCACAAAAACGUAAUAAACUUUCCAUUGAUGAGAUUCUUGAUCUAAAGCCAGAAUUAAAACCCUGUGCUUCACCUCAUUCACUCUCUCCCACAUCUUCCACCUCAAAUAAGGAGUUGUCCGCUUCUCCUGAGGUGAAAUCGCGGGAUAGCACAGCGGUGGCUCCGGCUACAGUUCCAUCCACAGAACCACCGCAAUUAGUAGUGUAG